CUUUGCAUGGGUGACUCGUCUGCGGUGAAUUCUAGGUCCUCAGAGCCUACCUUUUCACGGAAUGAGGAGUCCGCUGCUCAAAUCUCGUCCUUGCCGCUCGUGUACCGUAACCUUCUGACUCAAACGCCUCAGACACAACGUACACAGCAAUACCCCAACCAUACACCAAUUCCAACGUGGAAACAGUCGGCUGUCUCACAAUGGACGCAAUUCGAUGGCGGCAGCAGUCCUCUGCCCAAUUCGUCUCCGACUCGCGAGUCCGACAGUACAGUGUUCUCUGACACUGCCCUGGAAACACCGACUCGAGUUUCGCAAUCCUCGGCUCCCAGUAGGAAGGCUCGUGCACGCGUGACAAGGAAGAACCCUGUUUUUGGUGAAGUCCAGGGUGCUAUGCAAGGAGCAAAGCAUUUAGCAAUUCUGCGAAACAAAGCUCUUCGUGAAAAGGCAGAGGGUAAAAAGGAGAUUAGUGCUCGCUUUCUGCGUCUGAGCCAUGAUCUCAUUGAACGUUGUGAACGUCUAUCUAAUGAGACUGGAAGCUGGGUGCAUCUUUCGGUGCAGCAUCGAUUUGCAACCGAUCCGUUUUUGCACUACACAUUGCCGGCUUUAUUGAAGGAAGCUAAAGAGGAUAUGAACCGCAUCACUAAUGAUUUCAGCAAACUGUUCAAGACCCUCAUGGCCGCUCGCAAUGAAUCAACGAAGGAACUGCACAAGCAACUUACGGCAGCCAAGGAGAAGGAGCAUCAAGUCACGGUAGCACUGGAUGAAUCGAGGGCAGCAUUGGAUGAAUCGAGAGCUGCGCAGGAGGAGGCAGAGAAACGCGCCGAGAUGCAAGCCGAAGUUCUUCGUGCAAAAGAAUUGGAACUCGAGUCUUACAAAAUUCAGUUGCGGAUGGCAAGUCGCAACAAGUAGACUAAUUAUCUCUUGUAUUCAGUUACAU
Messenger RNA from Mycena citricolor, 937 nucleotides. The record is from the annotation of a GenBank genome assembly. Lineage: Eukaryota; Fungi; Basidiomycota; Agaricomycetes; Agaricales; Mycenaceae.